Puntigrus tetrazona (Sumatra barb) is the source of this 2996-nucleotide messenger RNA. RefSeq names its product G protein-coupled receptor 17 (gene gpr17). Bases 433 to 1452 code for a protein of 339 amino acids. Gene Ontology annotation, cellular component: membrane. The record is from RefSeq and is a predicted model, not a curated record. Gene Ontology annotation, biological process: positive regulation of Rho protein signal transduction; phospholipase C-activating G protein-coupled receptor signaling pathway. Gene Ontology annotation, molecular function: G protein-coupled receptor activity. The transcript has 2 exons. NCBI's taxonomy places the organism in Eukaryota, Metazoa, Chordata, Actinopteri, Cypriniformes, Cyprinidae.
ACGCUAGUCCCCGUUGCCAUGGUCCCCCACCGGCUCCACAUUGAGAGCAAGGCAUGCCAUUAUUCUCCCCCUGUCGAAAUGUGCUGCUUCUUCUGACUUGGGUUAUUGUGGAGCGCACAAGUGGCCCUCAGAAGAAAAUAGCAUUGCAAAGAAAGGCUGAGGUCAAAGGUCACUUUAGAGCCUUCCCAUCGCGAACCGCGUUUUUGUGAUCAAAUUUGUUGGUUACACAAAAAGAGGCACAGUAUAGUAUCUCGCAGCUCAGCCUGAGAGAGUAGUCUCUCGACUCCAUUAAACUCCACUGCCGCUCAACAGAAGCUCUCGCUUUUCAAGCAGCUGUAAGAGAGCGCAGGCAGCAGAACUCUCUCCCCUCUCCUCCGCUCAACUCCUUCACUACUCUACUGGCUGUUGAGGGAUCAACACUCUGUUGCUAAAAUGGAGUCCCCCCUGACAGAACUUCCCACAUUGCUGUCCAAUCAAUCCAUGGAGAGCUGUCCACCUGUGGACAAUACAGUAGAGAACAUGAUCUUUGGAAUCUACUACAUCAUAGUUUUUCUUCUGGCGCUGAAGGGUAAUAGCCUUGCCCUGUGGAUCUUCGCCCGCCAGAGAGGCAACUCUUCUCCAGCCAACGUCUUCCUGCUUCAUCUUGCUGUGGCCGACCUGUUUUACGUCUUCGUUUUACCCCUCAGAGCCACUUAUCAUUUAACCGGGGGACACUGGCCGUUUGGUGAAAUCCCCUGCCGCCUCGCCGGCUUCUUCUUUUAUGUUAACAUGUACGCCAGCUUGUACUUCCUGGCCUGUGUUGCAGGUGAUAGAUACCUUGCUGUGGUACAUGCCGUACGUUCCCUCAAGGUCAGGCGCCCUCGUUAUGCUCACAUAGCCAGUUUUGCUCUAUGGGCUUUGGUGAUAGUGUCUAUGGCGCCCCUACUGGUCACCAAGCAGACUGCAGACGUCAAUGGCUCUACUGUAUGCUUGCAACUGUAUAGAGAAAGGGCCUCUCGGCGUGCUCUCGUCUCUCUCGCGGUGGCCUUCACGCCACCUUUCAUCGCCACGUUGUCUUGCUACCUGCUGAUAGUGAACAGUCUGCGGAAAGGUUCAAGGCUGGAGCCGGCUCUGAAACUCCGAGCUCUUCGCACCAUUGGUCUGGUUAUGCUUAUCUACAUAGUGUGUUUUCUGCCCUAUCACUUAAGCCGUGCAACCUUCAUCCUGGGUUACGGACACCCAGACUUGUCCUGCCAAAUCAAAAGAGGGCUAGCCCUGGCUAACCGGCUUACUUCCUCUCUUACCUGCCUGAACGGGGCUUUGGAUCCACUGGUGUAUCUGUUUGCGGCUGAGAAGUUCAGGGGUAGCGUUCAGAGGAUUUUCUGCAAAGACAAAUCGGGGGGAUCCGGCGCUACAAGCGGGGACCUGAAAGGCACACAUGAGAGUUCUCUGAGUGCAAAGUCUGAGUUCUGAGAAAGCGCUUAAAAUCAUACAGAUGGUAUGAAUAUUUUGUAUUUGUUUUAGUGAUUUGGCCUACACCUUGUGAUAGUGUACGGUCAGUUCAAGAAGCCUUAUGUAUAGCCCACAAUGUGAUUUGGACAUGUUAAAACAAAUGUAUGUAAGUUUAAAGAUCUGUUUUAAAAUCACUUUGAUGGUACACUGACGUGAUAAGCUGAAUGGCUUCUGUUUUUUCUCCUAGGAGUAUAUAAGUUUGGUGUGUGGGUACGAAGGCUGGAUUGCUUUAUAAAUAUAUGUGCACAGAUAUCCGCUGUAAUCACCACAGUGAUAUGUUUAUGAAUUUAAAUGGUUUGUAUCAUUUUAAAUGGGUACAAACCAAUAAGAAUUUUUACUGUAUCACUUUUUAUUGUCAAAGUGUUCUCUGACUUCCUAGGUUGACUACAAAAGCCAUUGAACUGAUUUAAAUUCUCAGGACGUUUUUUUACGGAAAUUAAAAACGUGAUUUACUCACGUUCUCUAAAUCUUCUGUUCUGUGUGUGACACAUCAAGCCUUAUGUUCGGUUAAGUACUGAAUAAGAGCUAUUCUGUACCUUUACGUCAAUGUGUCAUACAAAAAAGGGAUUACUUAAAAAAUAUAGUAAAAAUCUAUAGUCUCACUACAGCCUUGCUGUCAUUUAUGUUGCAUAACACUGAGCUAUUGAUUUUGUUAUUGAGGCAAAGCGCUCACCACAUAGUCAUUGCAAUGUCUCUUAGCAGCGUGGACGGCAUCUAGACGAUCGUUGCAUAUGUAUUUAACUUUUUUUUUGGUUUGUUUUGUUGUCUGCAGUUCAUUUGAUUCGGGACGGUAGGCUCUAAGUGGCUGUUGCAUAUAUCAGUCAUAUACCACAGUUGUAAAGACUGUGACUAAAGACUCAUCAAGGCAUAAAUUGUGUAUAAAACUGUGUGCUGCCUUUUUAGAAAUUAAUGUUGUGUUUUUAUUAGCAUAUUACCUGUGUGCUAAUGACAUGCUCUGAAUUUGUCAACUUUGUGCACUACGGAAGUGCUUACGUUCUUAAUGAAAUCAGUGUAAAACUAAUGCAUUUCAUACUUCAUACUUUCAUACAUACAAAACUGUAUAAUCAUUUUUAACGGUCCCCGGGGGGAUUCUCGGGAUGUAGCACCCUCAAGCUGUGUUAAGAAAAGUGUGAAGGUUAACAAACCAGUGUGUUUUUUUUUUUUUUUUUUUACAUUCCUUGACGACUAUGUUAUUAAGACUAUUUAGAUGCAUGUGCAAUUCACGCUAUAUAGUUGAUUAAUAUGCUUAAUGUUGCCUACCUUUAAUAGUUUAUGGUAUAUAAGUACAGAUUUUUGUUGGCAUAAAAUACUGGUUUUGUUUUCAUGUGUUCAAGUGAUACUGAUAUGUAUUAUUAUUUAUAUUAUUUUAAUUACUGUGACCAGCUGGUAUAAAAAUGUUAUUUUUGGUGUCAUUUUUUUUUUUUUCUCAAGUAAAAUCCAUCCAUCGGUCAAUUUGCUACUGUAUAUAAAUCAGCUGAAUAAAUGUAAAUACAUUUAACCACAAA